Molecule: messenger RNA, 1582 nt
Organism: Gambusia affinis (western mosquitofish)
Lineage: Eukaryota; Metazoa; Chordata; Actinopteri; Cyprinodontiformes; Poeciliidae
Product: nucleoredoxin-like protein 1
Exons: 4
Coding region: 716-1405 (229 amino acids)
Biological process (GO): photoreceptor cell maintenance
Cellular component (GO): mitochondrion
Source: RefSeq, a predicted model, not a curated record
GUUCACUAGAACCAGCAUCAAACCGCGGCGACUUUCUUUCUUUCUCGGCUCAUUUCCUCGCCUCUCUGUCGCAUGCUGGCUUUUAAAUCACCCUGAUAGCCGGGCCCACAAGAUUCAGUGUUGUGCUUUAAAGGUUUAGCGCGCAGACACUUCUGUGAAGGUGGGAGGUGUGUGUGGGGUGUUGAAACAGGGUCAUUGGUCUCACUCGACGCUUGUUCCAAACCUAUCUAACUCCAUUCUGCAUUUUCCCACAGUGUUUCUUUCUCCCCCACUGUGCAUGUCCGUCCUCGCGUUGCAAUCCAAUUUGUCCUCCUCUCCUUUAUCCUUCCUUUCCUCCCCUCCCUUCUUCAUUUGAAGUAAUAAGAUUUCUGCUGUUCAGCGGAGAGUUUUAGAAACACACACACGCGCACACACACAUUGAAAAGCAACCUCUACCCCUCAAUUACUGCGCUGCCACACCUCCAGCUAUCUCUAAUCUCCUUCGGUGGACCUCGGAGUUCAGGCUGAAACAAAUUACAGAGCGGGGCGAGGAGGCAGCGAAAGGUGUCACUAAAAAUAAACUUCGCAGGAUUCAAAGAAAGAAAGAAGACUGAAAACAGAUCAAAUAAAAACAGGGAUGGUUUGACGGAGGAGGAGGGAAGCUGCGGAUUUAUCUCUCGUAGGAGUGUGAGGGGUUUCGAGGAAAGGGAGGGCAUCCCCAUCGCUGCCCGCCAACAUGGUGGACCUGUUCCUAGACCGAGUUCUUGUGGAGAACAACUCGGACCAGGACGAGCUCAACACGGAGCGUGAGAUCAUCGGGAUCCUGGAGAACCGCGUCCUGCUGCUCUUCUUUGCGUCUGCCGAGUGUGAGAAGUGCCAGAGGUUUGUGCCCGUCCUCAGCAGCUUUUUCAGGAAGCUGAAAGAUCCGGCGUACAUCGAAUACCCCAAACUGCUCGCUCUUGUCUACAUCAGCUUGGACCAAUCUGAGGAGCAGCAGAGAAAAAUCCUCAAAGAGCUCCACAAAAGGACUUUGUUUUUGCCGUUUGAAGACCCGUACAGAAAGGAGCUCCAGGCCAUGUUUAAGGUGAAGGAUGUCCCAGCGGUGGUGGUCCUGCGUCCCGACGGCUCCGUCCUCUCCCCGAACGCCGUGCGGGACAUCUGCCGCCUCGGCGCCGACUGCUUCCGCAACUGGCAGGAGUCGGCGGAGCUGGUGGAGAGGACCUUCAUGCUCAACGAGGAGUUCGACGAUCCCAACCUGCGGAGCGCCACCGACCCGGUGAGGAGGCUCAAGUACAAGACCGAAGACGACAAGAGGAACAAGAGAUGGUGGAAGUUGUGGGUGAAGGGAAAAAACGAGGAGGAAAAAGACGAAGCGUGGGACAUGAAGAGAAAGAAUGGAGAUGGAGGAAUUUGGCGAAAGAUAUAGUUUUUUUUUUAUGAUAUAGGCUAACUUUUUUUUCUCGUCAAUCUAAUUCUGUAAAAAGCAAACCACUCUUGUUGUUGCUGCUGUGACCCAACAUUGUCAAGAAAUCUGAGAUUAUAGAUCAGAUUAUAAGAAAUAUAUUUCUUAUAUUAUAAGAAAAAAAAUUAAUGGUCCAUAUAU